AUUCUUGGGUUCCUGGUUUUCUUCUUUUGUCUCCCCACAAGCACCCUAAUUCUCCGCUUCCAGAUUAUUUCCAUCUCACAUAGAAGGAAAAAAAGGGAGAGAGAAUAUAGUUAAUUCUUGCUAGAUUGUUAGAUUGCUUUGAAUUUAUUCUAUUCCUGGAAAUUUCGAAUCUCCGGCAGAAACAGAAUCUACUUUCAUCGUUUCUGAUCGCGAGAGAGGAAAGAUUGCUUCUUUCUGAAAUAUCAGUGGUGGGUUGGUUAAUCUUUGGCCGUUCAUGGGCGAUUUUAGAGAACCUUCAGAGGGCACGGGGGCGGCGGAGAUGUCAUCGAACCCACACCCGUCUUCUAUAGGGUCCGACAGGUGGUUGAGGGCGGAGAAAUUGACCCAGGACAUCAUUCAGAAUGUCCAGCCUACAUCUGUGUCUGAGAAGCAGAGGAAAUCUCUCAUUGAUUAUGUUCAGAGGUUGCUCAGAGGCUCCCUUCACUGCGAGGUAUUCCCGUAUGGAUCUGUUCCUCUAAAAACCUUUCUUCCAGAUGGUGACCUUGAUUUGACUGCCUUUGGUGGUUCCAUGGUGGAGGAUGGAUUGGCAACCAACAUGGUAUCCAUUCUUGAAAGAGAGAAUCAGAACAAGGGUGCAGAAUUUGCAAUAGAGGAUGUCCAACUCAUUUCUGCUGAGGUCAAGCUUGUGAAGUGCAUUAUACAAAAUAUUGUUGUUGACAUUUCCUUCAAUCAAAUAGGUGGCCUUUGUUCCUUGUGCUUUCUUGAGAAGAAAGUGGAAUUUCACUCUGCUCUAGAUGGUCCUUUAGCGGUCCUAUACAAAUUUUUGGAUUAUUUUAGUAAGUUUGACUGGGAAAACUAUUGCAUUACUUUGACUGGCCCAGUCCGUCUAUCAUCUCUACCUGAAAUUGUGGUUGAGACGCCACAAAAUAACGGUGGUGAUUUUCUUCUGAGUAAUGAUUUUAUUAGAGACUGUGUCCGCUUGUUUUCAGUCCCUUCAAAAGUUGGCGAAAUGAACUCCCGAGCUUUUCAGCAAAAACAUCUCAAUAUUGUCGAUCCUCUAAAAGAAAACAACAAUCUUGGCCGCAGUGUCAGUAAAGGAAAUUUCUACCGAAUACGGAGUGCUUUCACAUAUGGAGCAAGGAAGCUUGGUAGAAUUCUUCUUCAGUCAGAGGAUAACAUUGUCACUGAGCUUAAUAGUUUCUUCUCAAACACUCUGGGUCAUCAUGGAACUUCACAAACUCUUGACGUUGAAGAUCAUAGUCCACCAACAGCCGUCAAUAGUUUCACUUCAACGCUUCCUGUGUCACCGAAAGAUUCAUCUGAACAAGAGGCGCUCACUUCUAGAAUGAAAUCCGGUUCCCUUGCUGAAUCCACUGGAAGUAGUGAUAAUGAUUUAACCAGUUCAGCUAGUUCAUGUAUUGAAAGUAAUGCACCCGCAAUGUGUAAACCCUUUUUUGCCCCUCAUCUCUUCUUUACCAAGGCUGCUUGCAAUAGUUUGAAGAAAGAUCAAAUUUCAGAGACAAAGCCAUCAGAGAGUCAAGAUGGGAGAGAUUCAAAGAAAGACGUUUUGAAUGAUAAACAUGAGGUUUUGACCACUAACACAAACAUUCCCGGUCUUGAAAGCCUAAAGCUUCUGAAUAGUGGUUUGUCUGAUCUUAGUGGGGACUUCGAAUAUUACUUUAGCUGUUUGCAGUAUGGUCAGUGGUGCAAUGAACAACAGUCAGGAUCACAUGCACGCCCGUUAACACCCUCACGGUUUCAGAUAAAGUGUUUACCAGAUACAGUUUGGCAGCCAUCACAAUCUACCAAAAGUGGUUUUCCUCAGGUAGGUUAUGAUGGUUUCAUCCCAAGUCAUGCGUUCUAUACCAUGAACCAGCCACUAUUAGUACCCGGUUUGGUACUUGGCUUCGAAGAGAUGCCGAAGCAACGGGGAACUGGAACAUACUUCCCAAAUACGAAUCGACAAUCUCAUGGCUAUAGACACUCAAGGGGAAGAAGUGAGGUGACAUUGAGUUCUCCCACAAAAAAUGACAAGAAAACAACACGCGAAGAUGCACUUGUGCUUCAGAGUAGCUUACCAUGAAGAGAUGCCACAAUCUAAUGCGUGCUUGUUAGACACACUAGAAAACCAUGCCAACAGCUUGCUCAGUGUUGUACGAUAUGAGUGAUAAUAUAUGGUCUUUUCCGGUUCUAUAGCGUGUUGUGUAUGUAGAUUGAUUGUGAAUAUCAUAGCUAGGAUCUAUAAUACAUAUCACUUCACAUUUCUGCUUCCCUGCAUAUCAUUUUUCCUUAACAGUAGUUUAGAACAAAUUGAAGAAGCCCUU
Cuscuta campestris is the source of this 2324-nucleotide messenger RNA. The record is from the annotation of a GenBank genome assembly. NCBI's taxonomy places the organism in Eukaryota, Viridiplantae, Streptophyta, Magnoliopsida, Solanales, Convolvulaceae.